Molecule: messenger RNA, 6627 nt
Organism: Manis javanica (Malayan pangolin)
Lineage: Eukaryota; Metazoa; Chordata; Mammalia; Pholidota; Manidae
Gene: ABCF3
Product: ATP binding cassette subfamily F member 3
Molecular function (GO): ATP binding; ATP hydrolysis activity
Source: RefSeq, a predicted model, not a curated record
UGAAGUAAGGACGAUCUUUCGGGGGGCGUGCAGGAGGCGGGGCUUGGCUGAGGUUUCACAGAGUCUGCGCGGACGGUAGCUUGACUGGAACAUGGCGACCUGCGCUGAGAUCCUGCGGAGCGAGUUCCCCGAAAUUGACGGACAGGUCUUCGACUACGUGACGGGCGUCUUGCACAGCGGCAGCGCGGACUUCGAGUCAGUGGAUGAUCUAGUGGAAGCUGUGGGGGAACUGUUGCAAGAAGUGUCCGGGGACAGCAAGGAUGACGCGGGCAUCAGGGCCGUGUGCCAGCGCAUGUACAACACUCUGCGCCUGGCUGAGCCACAGACCCAGGGAAACAGCCAAGUGCUACUAGACGCCCCUAUCCAGUUGUCAAAGAUAACAGAAAACUACGAAUGUGGCACCAAACUUCCAGGACUGCUAAAGAGAGAACAGUGCUCGACAGUGAACGCAAAGAAGCUCGAGAAGGCUGAGGCUCGUCUGAAGGCAAAGCAGGAGAAGCGCUCAGAGAAAGACACACUCAAGACCAGCAAUCCUCUUGUCUUGGAAGAAGCAUCGGCCAGCCAAGCAGGCAGCAGAAAGGAGAGUCGGUUGGAAUCAUCUGGCAAGAACAAAUCAUAUGACGUGCGAAUUGAGAACUUUGAUGUGUCUUUCGGUGAUAGAGUACUUCUGACUGGAGCAGAUGUGAACCUGGCCUGGGGCCGUCGCUACGGACUGGUGGGUCGGAAUGGACUGGGGAAGACAACACUGCUGAAGAUGCUGGCCACCCGGAGCCUGCGGGUUCCAUCCUACAUUUCCCUGCUGCAUGUAGAGCAGGAGGUUGCUGGAGAUGACACCCCUGCCUUGCAGAGUGUGCUGGAGAGUGACACAGUGCGAGAGAACCUCCUGCGGCAGGAGCAGCAGUUCAGCGCCCAAAUUGCUGCUGGCAGGGCUGAGGGCUCAGAAGCUGCACAGCUGGCAGAAAUCUAUGCCAAGUUGGAGGAGAUUGAGGCUGAUAAGGCACCUGCCAGGGCAUCAGUCAUUCUUGCUGGGCUUGGCUUUACCCCUAAAAUGCAGCAGCAGCCCACCCGGGAGUUCUCAGGUGGCUGGAGGAUGAGACUGGCCCUGGCCCGGGCCCUGUUUGCUAGGCCAGAUCUUCUGCUGUUAGAUGAACCCACGAACAUGCUGGAUGUAAGGGCCAUCCUGUGGCUGGAAAAUUACCUGCAGACAUGGCCCUCUACAAUCCUGGUCGUCUCCCACGACCGCAACUUCCUGAAUGCCAUAGCCACAGACAUCAUCCACCUGCACAGCCAGCGGCUAGAUGGCUACCGGGGGGACUUUGAGACCUUCAUCAAGAGCAAGCAGGAGCGGCUACUCAACCAGCAACGUGAAUAUGAGGCACAGCAGCAGUACCGCCAGCAUAUCCAGGUUUUCAUUGACCGGUUUCGCUAUAAUGCCAAUAGAGCCUCUCAAGUACAGAGUAAACUCAAGAUGCUGGAGAAGCUACCAGAGCUGAAACCCGUGGACAAGGAAUUAGAGAUAGUGAUGAAGUUUCCUGAUGGGUUUGAGAAGUUCUCACCGCCAGUUCUACAACUAGAUGAGGUGGAUUUCUACUAUGAUCCUAGGCAUGUCAUCUUCAGCCGUCUCUCCGUCUCUGCUGAUCUCGAGUCUCGCAUCUGUGUGGUUGGGGAGAAUGGGGCUGGGAAGUCUACCAUGCUGAAGCUGCUUAUGGGCAACCUGGCACCUGUUCGGGGCAUCAGACAUGCUCAUAGGAAUCUGAAGAUUGGCUAUUUCAGCCAGCACCAUGUGGAGCAGCUAGACCUGAAUGUCAGUGCUGUGGAACUGCUGGCGCACAGGUUUCCUGGACGGCCUGAGGAGGAGUAUCGUCACCAGUUGGGUCGGUAUGGCAUCUCGGGAGAGCUGGCCAUGCGCCCUGUUGCCAGCCUGUCCGGGGGCCAGAAGAGCCGGGUAGCCUUUGCUCAGAUGACCAUGCCCUGCCCCAACUUCUACAUUCUGGAUGAACCCACAAACCACCUUGAUAUGGAGACGAUCGAGGCCCUGGGCCGUGCGCUCAACAGUUUCAGGGGCGGUGUGAUUCUGGUGUCCCACGAUGAGCGCUUCAUCCGGCUGGUAUGCCGAGAGUUGUGGGUGUGCGAAGGAGGUGGCGUCACCCGGGUCGAGGGGGGCUUUGACCAGUACCGUGCCCUUCUCCAGGACCAGUUCCGCCGGGAGGGCUUCCUCUAGGAUCACCGGGCUGAGAGGACUGUGCCCAGGACAUGGACUGGUCUCAGAGCCCUGGGCCACCACAUAGGCAACCAUCUCUAGGCCACGGACGUCCCCUGACUUUGGGGACAGCCUUAUUCCCAAAAUCUCCUUUUGACAGGAGCAUCCUCUGCACAACCCAGGGAGCCCCAUCUAAGGACCUGUAAGGACUUGUCUUCCAAGGGGAAGGGGUGGGGAGUGCCCUGUGGGGUUAUAGAUACCCCCACUGCCCCAGCUUUGACUGGGCUCCAAGCGGCUGCUGUGUAAAUUAAAUCUCCCCCUGCAUCUCUUUUGCCUCAUCUCUGCUGCUCCCUGGCAGGGCUAUAGUGUUUGCCACUGUUAAGAGUUGUGGGCCCUCUGAUGCAAUGUUUUCCUGUGACUCCUGCAUCAGUCACAUGGAGGAGGCCAUGGCAGCAUCAAUCUUGUCCCAGGUAGGAGAUGUCUUUGAGGUUGCUGGGGCUUGGAGGUUAUCUGCCCAUCCUUGCAGUGGGCUGAGCUGGUGGAAUAAAGGGCAGUGGUGCUGUUCACUAUAGCCUGGGCUCAGCCUCAGCUGCAGGGGUCUUGGGUUCUAUGCUCUCAGCCCCAUUGCUUGGGAGAGUGAACUGAUUCUGUAACCUGGCCUCAAACAUGGUUUGCCAACUCCUUUCUCUAGUGGUCUCUUGUCCAGGCUCAUCCUGUUUCUCUGAUCUGACUCUCAGAUGGAGCUGAGGAGAAACCAAGAAAUUUACUCAUGUUCCCAUUUUGUUUGGGUGGUUUUUUUCUUUAUUUUUCGUCUAACCAUGUAGAAGAGCCCUGGGAAGUAGGGAAUUGAGAAUGGGAUCUAAUGGGAAGAAAUAGAGCACUUUGUGUUGAAAUUAAGCAGUUUUUAAGAGGUGAGUGGAGAUAUUUAACCAGUAGUACGAUUUACAAGUAUUGUUUCUCAAGGACUCAACCGCUGUAUGUAAUGGUUAGGCAGAGAACACUAAAACAGUGGCACUGCUUUGCUCUCAACAAUAAUGAGAAACCAGAGUCAACAGAAGGAACGUGCUGACUUUGUGGAGAAUUGUAGCUCAGAGCUCAACCAGGGAAUCUUAGCUCAGCUGCUGAGGGCACUGUGGUAUAAGCAGCUGGGGAGAACCUCUUACAGAGUAAAGAAGAGUGAAGACAGGAGGGCUCUGUGAUUCACCACAGAGCAGGCGCUGAUGGACUGAUGAAGCUGGCAGGAGGGCUGCUAAUCAGCCUACCUCCUCGGCCUCUCUCCCUCUCAAGUCCAGAGGUGUUCCAGCCACAUCUGCAGCCACACGCAUCACCGCAGUCCCCAAGAGCCUUCUCACAGCCCCACCACUCCUCCAACCUCAGAGCUGUAGGUGAACCAUCUGCUGUAGGAUUUGUGCCUGCCUGUUUGCCAGGCACUCAGCCCUUUUGCCCCUCACUAGCUUGUGAAUCCCUGUGUGAGUUCUUCCACUCCUUAGAGGCAGUGGAAACACAGCUGAAGGUCCUGUGACAGAGUCUGCUGCUUUGGAGGUGCCUUUAUGUGCAAAGAGCACUGGACCUGGAGUUGGGUCUAAGAUCAAGUCCUAGCCUUAUUACUGGUAGUAGAAGAGGCCACUAAUAUUAGCUAGGUUAACUAUAACAAACCACUUAACCUUUUUAAAUGCUUCUUAUUUGGUUUCUUUAUAGGACUGUUGUGGUGGUAACUGACAAGCACUUAGUGCAUAAGCAUCAGGUGAUUCUUGUGUGACCAGUCUGAUUUGAAGGACUAUCAUAUGGGGAAAGAAGUACAUUUUCUCUGACUCCAGAGGUAGAUCAGGCUGGACUCAAAGGAAAGGAAAGUUUUUAAUAGCUCAGGUUGUGUUCUGACAGUGAGAUCCCAGUCUCUGGGACUGUUCAGUCCUGUCAGGCUCUAGAAAAAUGCUCUCUUGGUUAAGCAGGAGCACCAGAUAGCUUCCAGAUUGGCUUCCAAUUUUGAUUCCAUGAAAGAAAUAUGAAGAACCUGUAUACAUGACAACACAAGACUUCUGUGCAGAGCGUCAGAAAGGUGGGGUGAGUGACUUGUAGCAGCUGAGAAAAACCCUGCAGUAAGUGUGUGUAGUGACAUUUGGGAUUAGAGGGAAGUUGGCAGAAGAUGGUUGUCCAGGGGUGGAAAAUGUAUGCAGUGUGGGCCAGCUCAUUUCAGAGAGCACAGGGUAGAGGGGAGGGAUCUGACGCAUGAGAGUGGGAAGCCACCCUUGAUCACUGGGACUGCCCAACACAGCAGCCACCCUUGCUUCCACACUGCGGACAGCCUGCCUAACCCCAGCCAUCAGGAAGCUGGUCCUUCCACAGCUGCACAUGCUGGAGCUGACGUCAGGCCCUAAAGCUAAUCGAGAGCUGGCCGAGUUAAAAGGCCUCAGAGUGCUGUCUUCAUUGACAUUUUGGUCUCCCUAUUUCCGCCAAUACCUUCUCCGGCAGCCCGGCUGGGCCCCAGUGUGAAGUGGCGCAGAGGGGUCACGCGUCCCCCCACAUCAGUCUAGAGGGCACCCAAAGUUGCCAGUGACAGAGUUGUUUAUUCUAAUGUAGUAUUACUAUCUUGAUAUUUAUUAGACAUUUUGCUAAGUUCUCAUUGGUUUCCAGAUAAAUUUUAACAGAGUAGGAGAGAAGGUGCCAUUUACCCUCACUGGCCAUGCCCCAGCCUAAUUUGUCAUUUUGGGACACACUAGCCUACUAGAACCACUUCCCAGGCCUGAGACUGUUCCACCGACAAAUAGAAAUAACCCCUGCCAGUGUCAGAGCACGGCUACCCUGCAUCGGCCUGGGCACAGACUGGGUGUCUGCAGGAAGUCUCAGCGGGCUAGCAGGGUAGACUCACAACCCCUGAAGGGCCUCUAGAGGGGUCUCAGAACCUGGGGUGAGGACUUGCCUCAACCUCCCCCAACUCCAAAUGGGCUUUCACUGCCAUCUGUGCUUCCCCCUUGUAAGCUGUGUGCCAUUACGAUUGACAUUCUCACUUUGCCUUGAUAUCCUUAAAGGCCAUAGCUUGCUCACCUUUGUAUUUUCUGUGCCUGACCCAGGUUGGGUUCCUAGGAAGCAGUUUAAAAAGAUGAGCAUGCUGGGUGGUUAUUAAGGGGUGCUCCUGGGAUCAGUACCACAACUUAGCAGAAGGACCAGUUGAGCAGCAAUGUGAACCCCAUGAGAGCCUCAAUCAACCUCACAUUCUGGAGCUGGGAUAGUCCUGUAGAAUUGCCCUAAAUUGAGCCAGUGAGUCUGGCCUUUAUUCUACUGAGUUGAUCAAUCUUUAGAAGCCAGCUGCUACCAGAAGUGUGGCCUUAGGAGAGAAACUUUUAUUCAGCUAAAGCAAUUCCCCUAAGGGGCUCACAGCUGAGGACUGCCAUCGGUUCUCUGAGCAGCCAGGACAGCAAGUCCUGAAGGAGGAUCUGGGUAGCUCAUGACAGUAUCCACCUCUGUGCCUAGCGUAUAAUAGGCACUCAGUAAGAAUGCUUGAUAGAGAAAUAUUUUGGGAAAACUAAUUUGAGAAGUAGAGAAUGACACUGGAAGAGGAGAGAGCAGAGGCCAUGUGACCAACAAGGCCACGACCAAAAUUCAGCCCUAAGGAUGCAGGGUCCAGGCGGUGGAGGUGAAACCCAAGAGGAUGGUGUGUGAACUCAGGAAAGGGGAUUCCAGUUUUGUCCGAACAAGGAAGGACUCGUUUUUCAAGGUCAGAGCCUAGAAAUGGAGUGAAAGCUUUGGAACACUUAAGAUACAGGUUAAUGGGACCUUUGUUUUUAAACCUCCCCUUGUUUCCUUUUAAGGCAAUGCUAAGGAAAUAACAGUUAAUACUUACUGGGUUUGUAUUAUGUAAUAGAUGCUGUUGUGCCCUACCUGCACUAAGUCAAUCCUCACAAUCCCGUGAACUGACAGUGAUUACCCUCAUUUUAUAGAUAAGGAGAUCAAAGUUGACUUAGUGGGUGGCAGGGCUAAGGUUCAGGCCAGUCUGCCUCUCGAGUGAAGCUCUCAACUGCCACACUCUACUGCGGCUUGACUCCUGAUGUGAUGUGCUGAAUUGUCAAAGUUUAUUAAUUUCAUCCCUUAAAACUUGUGAAUCACAUGGGGCCUUGAGGGGCCAGGGGCUUUGAACAAGCUUCUCUCAGAAGAGCAAGCUGGUGAGUAGGACUACUGGCACAAUGGCUGGCGCAUGCUGGGUGCUCAGUGAAUAGUUAUAAAAUGAUGCAAAUGCUUGGUAUAGUGGGAGAGACACACCAAGAUUAAUCCAGUGCUACCACUGACGGUGUCUUGACCAGUCAGCCUUUCUUGAGCAAACCAUCCCUAUCCAUAAAAUGGGCUUAACACUUUGUUUUGCCUGCUUUGUAUAGUUGGAAGGAGUGAGACACGGUCCUAUGUAAACUGAAUAAAGUUUUUUAUAAACGGAAGCA